CAAAAAUGAGGUUUUCUACAGUUUUAAAAUAAAAUGGAAUUUUUUGCAGUUUUGGCAAAAAAACUGGAUUUUUAAAUCCAUUUUUGAGAGCUUGAAAAAAAAUUUAUCAUACUCCAAAAACUGAUAUUCCUUUCACACAAUUUCGCAGAGAAAAAGAACGAGAAGAAGGGACGGGAAAGGAGUAUCAUGAAAAAGUAUUCAUUUCUUAAAAUUUUAUUCCUUCCUUUUUGAAAGAUGCUACUCAUUUUUUUCAAACGAUUUUCGACCAAAAUAAUUUUUUUCAUCAUCUGAAAAUUUUAAAACUUGCAAAAUGUUCCCCAUCAGCUGAACUUGAGUUACGAUAACAAUAAAAAAAACGUAGAAAGUUCAAAGAUCAUUUUUUGGAUACUUUUCGCGAUUUUAGAGUAGGUAUUGGUCAGUUAUCGUUCACACGCACGAAUAAAAAAUUGAUUUCACACAUUCAAUGACUAUGACUCAUUAAUUCUAAUUUUGUUUCACUCAAACCGUCCCAAAUUAAUACGUAUCAACAUCUCAAUCCUUGUUCAACGAUUAAUCCGCCUAUUUAUUUAAUUACUUUCGACUAUACGAGAUAUCAGAGUCAGACAAACCAUCAGUACGCGUUUUUGACUGUGUUACCUUAACUUGAUGUUAAAGGAAGUGUUCAUUUCGUGAUAGUUUUCUGCGCGUUUCGCCAAAAUGGCAAAAUCACCGGGAACAAUGAAUCAAAUUCUUUCAAUUAUGACAGUGGCUUUGAACGAACUAACAAUCGGUAUCGCGCAUGGUUGGAUAGCGCCAACUUUAAAUUCUUUGCAAAGUCCUCGAGGCGAAUUUAACGUUACCAUAGAAGAAAGCUCGUGGUUAGCAUCGUUGGACGAUCUUGGUAAAAUCCCAGGAGCAGUUUUUGCCGCAGUUGUACUCGAUAUAGUCGGUAGAAAAAUAUUGCUGACGUCUUGUUCGUUGGUAUUCUUCGUAAUUUGGGUAGUUAUAAUUUUCACGAGAUCUGUUCCUGUAAUUUGCUCUAUGCGUUUAUUGAUCGGAUUCUUUUUCGGUAUCAAUGAUGGAACAAAUUCCACGUAUUUGGCCGAAAACAGCUCUCCGGCAAUUCGAGGACCAUUUGGUGCAUUAUGCAUAACUUUUUAUUACAUCGGGGUACUCGUUGGAUCUGCAACAGCUACCUAUUUCUCAUACACGACGACAUCGGUAAUAAAUGCUGCCAUCACGUUAUCAGCAUUAAUUUCAGUCUUAUGGAUAAAAGAACCGGUACAAUUUCUGCUCAUGAAAGGAAAGAUAACCAAAGCGGAGAAAAAUUUCAACUGGUUGCAUGGAAAUAAUACAGACAGCGAAUUUGAACGAAUCAAGCAAAACGUGCAGUCAGAAAACCUGAAGAAAUUAUCGUUCAAGAAAACCAUCACAUCUCCAGCCAAUUAUAAAAGUCUAUCAAUCAUAGUAACCAUUAAUGGUUUAGUUGGAUGCGUAGGAUACUAUCCAAUCAUGUGCUACGCCUCGAUAGCUUUCUCAGCUACAGAUAUGUUCACAUCUAACCAAUUAACUGUAUUAUUUGGCGUUAUUCAAACUCUAGUUGUAGCGUCUACAUCUUUAUUUAUCGGUCAUUUUAAUCGUCGAUCGUUGAUUUUAAUUUCAUUCUCGUUGAUCGCUUUCAGCCACGUAGUAACAAGCGGAUUAUAUUAUGUGAAUUCUUACAUGGUACAGAUUCCAUAUUUCCCUUGGUUGAUUUUCACAUCGAUUACAUUUUUCGCCAGUUUGUACGCUUUUGUGUAUCCGGCCAUUUUUCUGAUUCGAGGUGAAAUGUUCCCAUUGAGUAUAAAGGCUACUGGAGGGUGUUUUUCAGUCAUCGCGUAUUCUGCGACUAGUUUUCUAGGUGUCAAAGUGUUUUUGAAUAUUUCACAGUCGUAUGGAAUCGAAGUUAAUUUCUUGAUAUUUUUCGUGUUUUCGUUGAUUACCAUCAUUUUUACUUACUUUUUCUUACCAGAGACAAAAAACAAAACUUUGAUUGAAAUUCAAGAAAUGCUGGAAAGAUCUAAAUGA
Messenger RNA from Planococcus citri (citrus mealybug), 2046 nucleotides. Its product is annotated as facilitated trehalose transporter Tret1-like. Gene Ontology annotation, biological process: transmembrane transport. Gene Ontology annotation, molecular function: transmembrane transporter activity. Bases 697 to 2046 code for a protein of 449 amino acids. The record is from RefSeq and is a predicted model, not a curated record. Gene Ontology annotation, cellular component: membrane. Lineage: Eukaryota; Metazoa; Arthropoda; Insecta; Hemiptera; Pseudococcidae. The transcript has 2 exons.